AUGGAUCAACACAAUUUGGGUGAACCUACGGUACAAGAAAUGGACAUAGGUAAAGAAACAAAGAUUGAAUUGAAUCCAAUGAACACUCUGGUUAUUGUUAAUUCACCAAGUACUCAGACAACUCCUCCAUCCAAAGAACCUGAAAACACUCUACGAUGCGGGAGCUGUAUCACAGCCAAAGGAGAAGAAAGUUUGUGGUUAAUGGAGUUUGAUGGAAGUUGUGCAGUAUCAAGUUCAGGUGCAGGGGUAGUGUUAAUUGCGCCUUCUGGUACUCAUAUCCCUUUUUCUUUUAAAUUGGAGUUCAAGAACACAAACAAUGUGAUUGAGUAUGAGGCUUUAUUAUUGGGAUUAGCUGAAGCCAAGAAACUAGGAGUAAAACUUCUGCGAGUCAAAGGAGAUGCUGAGUUGAUUGUAAAACAUGUCAGAGGAUUGUUUAAUGUAAAAAAAGAAAGGCUGGAGCACUACCAAAAUAGAGUUUGUGAUGAAAUCGAAGAUUUUCAUGCAUUUUCCAUUUAG
This is a messenger RNA of Cryptomeria japonica (Japanese cedar), 516 nucleotides long. RefSeq lists its product as uncharacterized. Gene Ontology annotation, molecular function: nucleic acid binding; RNA-DNA hybrid ribonuclease activity. Bases 1 to 516 code for a protein of 171 amino acids. NCBI's taxonomy places the organism in Eukaryota, Viridiplantae, Streptophyta, Pinopsida, Cupressales, Cupressaceae. The transcript is spliced from 2 exons. The record is from RefSeq and is a predicted model, not a curated record.